Molecule: messenger RNA, 1677 nt
Organism: Pogoniulus pusillus (Red-fronted tinkerbird)
Lineage: Eukaryota; Metazoa; Chordata; Aves; Piciformes; Lybiidae
Gene: OXTR
Product: oxytocin receptor
Exons: 2
Coding region: 1-1179 (392 amino acids)
Biological process (GO): maternal process involved in parturition; positive regulation of vasoconstriction; female pregnancy
Cellular component (GO): plasma membrane
Molecular function (GO): peptide binding; oxytocin receptor activity; vasopressin receptor activity
Source: RefSeq, a predicted model, not a curated record
AUGGAGAAGCUGUACCUGGCGGGGAGCAGCCUUUGGACCACCAACGGCUCUCUGGGGAACGGCAGCCUCCGCCUGGAGAACCAGAGCUGGGGCAGGAACAGCACCGCCGACCCUCUGAAGAGGAACGAGGACAUGGCCAAGGUGGAGGUCACCGUCCUCUGUCUCAUCCUCUUCCUCGCCCUGAGCGGCAACCUGUGCGUGCUGCUGGCCAUCCACACCACCCGCCAGAAGCACUCCCGCAUGUACUUCUUCAUGAAGCACCUCAGCAUCGCUGACCUGGUGGUGGCCAUCUUCCAGGUGCUGCCCCAGCUCAUCUGGGACAUCACCUUCAGGUUCUACGGCCCGGACUUCCUCUGCCGGCUGAUCAAGUACCUGCAGGUGGUGGGGAUGUUCGCCUCCACCUACAUGCUCCUGCUCAUGUCCCUGGACCGCUGCUUGGCCAUUUGCCAGCCGCUGAGGUCCCUGCACAGGAGGGCCGACAGGGUCUCCGUGCUCCUCACCUGGCUGCUGUGCCUGCUGGUCAGCAUCCCGCAGAUCCACAUCUUCUCCCUGCGGGACGUGGGGAAUGGGGUCUACGACUGCUGGGCGGACUUCAUCCAGCCCUGGGGACCCAAAGCCUAUGUCACCUGGAUCACCCUCAUGGUCUACAUCAUCCCCGUGCUGAUGCUCAGCGUCUGCUACGGCCUCAUCAGCUUCAAGAUCUGGCAGAACGUGAGGCUGAAGACAGCCGCGGGGCCCAGCGCGGCUCUGAGCUGCGGCGCCCGCGGGGGGCAGGCUCUGGCCAGGGUCAGCAGCACCAGGCUCAUCUCCCAGGCCAAGAUCCGGACGGUCAAAAUGACCUUCAUCAUUGUGCUGGCCUUCAUCGUCUGCUGGACCCCCUUUUUCUUCGUGCAGAUGUGGUCUGUGUGGGACAGCAAUGCUCCGCAGGAAGCCUCCCCGUUCAUCAUCGCCAUGCUGCUGGCCAGCCUGAACAGCUGCUGCAACCCCUGGAUCUACAUGCUCUACACCGGGCACCUCUUCCACGACCUGUCGCGGCGCCUGCUCUGCUGCUCCGCGCAGUGCCUCAAGUCGCGCCCUGCCUGCCAGCUCGGCGUGGGCAGGAAGAGCAACUCCUCCUCCUUCGUGCUCAGCUGCAAGAGCACCAGCCAGAGGAGUUUCGUGCAGCCCCCCACCACCUGAGGACGCGUCCCCCCGGGACCGGCGCUGCGCCGCUGCCUCCAGCGCCUCCCUGCCUGCAGCUGGGACCCGGCCCGGCAGGGGCAGUGCGGAGAGCUGCCAAUGUGCCUGCGAGCGGCUGAGGGCUCCGCAGCCAGCUCGGCCGGGCCGGGGGCAGGACUGCUGAGCUCCACGGUCCUGUGCUGCCUGGGGCUGGGCGGCAGGAGCCCACCCUGAGCCCUCAAACCAGUGAUGUUGGUGGCAUUUUGCUACUGGGAGGUCCAGGUUCUGCCCCACGAGAUCCUGAGCUGCUGGGGCAGGUGCACGAUUUCCCUCUGGAUGCGCAGGGCGAUGGGUGCCACCUUGGGCACGUGGAUGCUGGGCACCAAUCCCGCCUCUGCCUACAGCAGGAAUCCCCUGGGCUGCCAGCACCUGGCACUGUGCUCUCCACGUGGAUGUGCUUGCUUCACUUCAGGUGCUGUGGAGCAGAGGCAUCUGCAUCCCUGCAUCCCUGCAUCCCUG